Penaeus indicus is the source of this 2569-nucleotide messenger RNA. It is a transcript of the gene Dhod, whose product is annotated as dihydroorotate dehydrogenase (quinone), mitochondrial-like. NCBI's taxonomy places the organism in Eukaryota, Metazoa, Arthropoda, Malacostraca, Decapoda, Penaeidae. The transcript is spliced from 9 exons. Gene Ontology annotation, molecular function: dihydroorotate dehydrogenase activity. Gene Ontology annotation, biological process: 'de novo' pyrimidine nucleobase biosynthetic process; pyrimidine ribonucleotide biosynthetic process. Gene Ontology annotation, cellular component: mitochondrial inner membrane; cytoplasm. Bases 73 to 1329 code for a protein of 418 amino acids. The record is from RefSeq and is a predicted model, not a curated record.
AGGCGAAUCAGCUGGUCGCGGGAGCCGUCUUCGCAAGCGCCGGGAAGUGCGGUUUUCUGGUCUUGUCACACCAUGUUGCAAACUCUCCUCCUCAGAAGCAGGGCAGCUGCAUUUGUUAAGUCACUUCACACUCCUGUGUUGAAAAGAGGAUUUUCCAGUCUGCCACCAAAUGUGAAAAAAGUCAGCGAUGUCAUCAAGCUCUCAAUUGGAGGAACGGUGGUGUUUGUUGGCAUCAACUUAUACUUCAAGAAUGAAAAGUUUUAUGACACCUGGGUGAUGCCCAUCUUCCACUCUGUAGACCCAGAAACAGCCCACAACCUAGCAGUGAUGGCAGCAAAGUACAACUUGGUACCAGAGGCAAAGCUGAAGGAGUCAAAGUUAUUGGAAUCCAGAGUGGUGAAUCUGGUGUUCAAAACCCCCGUUGGCCUGGCAGCAGGAUUCGACAAGCAUGGAGAGGCCGUGGAAGGAUUGUUCCGCAUGGGAUUCAGCUUCGUAGAGGUGGGCUCUGUAACCCCCUUGCCCCAGCCAGGCAACCCAAAACCUCGAGUGUUUCGACUCAAGGAUGAUAAGGCAGUCAUAAACAGAUAUGGCUUCAACAGUGAUGGACAUGAAGUUGUACAUGCCAGGUUAUCACAACUGCAGCCUCCAGGGCAGAGACCAGGAAUUCUAGGCAUAAAUCUGGGGAAGAACAAAACCUCAGAGGAUUAUGUACAAGAUUAUACUCAGGGAAUUGCAAGUUUUGGCCCCAUUGCAGAUUAUCUUGUUGUUAACAUUUCGAGCCCAAAUACCCCAGGACUUCGAAAUCUGCAGCACCGAGGAAAGUUGGAGAAGCUGGUGGAUGCAGUGGUUGAUGCAAGAGACAAACUUCCUGGCACUCACAAGCCUCCUAUUUUCUUAAAAAUAGCACCAGAUUUGACAGAUGAGGACAAACUGGACAUUGCAGCAGUGGUGAGAAGGAAGGGGCGACAAGUGGACGGGCUUAUAGUAAGCAACACAACCAUUUCUCGGCCACACACACUGCAGAGUGCUGAGCGUGAGGAGACGGGGGGGCUGAGUGGACUGCCUCUGAGGGCACUGGCCACCAAGACAAUCAAAGACAUGUAUCAAUUAGUAGAAGACUCUGUUCCAAUUAUUGGUGUGGGGGGAAUUGCCAGUGGCCAAGACGCCUACGACAAGAUCAGGGCUGGUGCAAGCCUUGUCCAGUUGUACACUGCACUCAUCUACCAUGGACCUCCGCUCGUCACCAGAAUCACGAGGGAGCUUGAGGAACUUUUGAUAAGAGAUGGCUUCAAGUCAGUCUCCGAGGCAGUUGGAGUCGACUGCAAAUAGCUGCAGAGCCUGAUUGCAUUUUGUUAUUCAGAAAUAUGGUAUUGUCUGUCUGUGCCAACACUAGUAGCAAGUAGGCACAAGUGGGCAGAUGUGAGUUUUAUAUAUCACAUAGAGAUAUCUACAUUGGCAAUGUGCAAACUCUGACCAGUCCAGGAAGACUUAACAGUCUACUUUUUGACUUUAGGGCUUAUGCAUUUAUUCAGUGACAUUCAAAGUUAUUGAAAAGUAGAGCUUACUCAGUUUACUCAAUAAAAAUAUCCGUGAACUGUGUUCACCUGCUCUCUGCUAGUGUGGAUGCAACAUUAGUCAAGUUGGUCAUCAAAAAAGUGUCAAAUAUAUUUGUUUGAAUAUUAGUAGUCCAGAAAAAUAAAAAAUAAUAGUAGCACUUACAUAUGUAUUGCAUUGCUUAUUGAUAUAACAGCAAAAGCCAUUGGCAAGUUAUAUUUGGUAAAUGGAAGUUGAAAAAAAUUUACUGGUCUCCUUAAAAUGAAUUCAUGAUAAGAUAAUUUAUCAAAUUAUUUUGUGUUGAAUUGUUUAAAGAAAAAUAUUUAAUAAUAAAAAUAAAUUUACAGUCUUUGUUUAACCCAUUACCGCCAGGGAAAAUGAAUAAAAAAUGGGGAAAAUGCUGUGUUCAUUUUUUUACUUUUUGGGAAAUGUCUCUGCACAUAGAUGGUUCUGCUAGUGCCUAGCCACAAAGGAGUCAAUUAGUAGAUCUUGAGACCUUACUUGAUUUCAUCUUUCCUUGAAUUGGCGGGAAAAAUAUAUUUUUUACUAGUGCUAUAAAUAUUGAUGGUGUAUUUUAUUAUAAAUAUUAUAAUUACUAUAAUGUUAUAAACAUUUGUAACAGCAAAAUAAGAUAACGCAAAAUAUUUUUGUAAAUCAAUGAAAAAGGUGAACAGGUGAGACAGGCAGUACUCAUAACUGGCUCACUGGUGACUUAGUACAAGUGUAGCCAUCUAUGUAUAAAAACAAAUAAACAAGUAAACUCACAAUGGGCAUGGCAUGUACAUGCCAUGCUCAUUGGCAAUGGAUAAAUAUACUCACAUUUAUAAUUACUAUUAAAUUGUUUGCACAUUCAUGUUUCUUCUAGAGCCAAGUACUUUUGUAUGUGAUAACUUAGCUACUGUUAAACAUUUGUAUUAGUAUUUUUUUCAAAUGAUAUCUCAAAAAUAAUAUAUUUGUCUUGAUCUCAAAGUACUGUUGUCUCUUGUGUUAAUAAAAAGACAUGUUAGUUUGCGUA